AUGAUGAAGAGUCAGUCUGAUCUUCUGCUAGGAAUGAGAAAGCACAGUGUCCUUUAUAAUUCUCUUUCAAAAGUUUUAGACAGCGUAGGUAGAGGUGAAGCUCAUAGUAAUUCUGACUAG
Funneliformis caledonium is the source of this 120-nucleotide messenger RNA. NCBI's taxonomy places the organism in Eukaryota, Fungi, Glomeromycota, Glomeromycetes, Glomerales, Glomeraceae. The record is from the annotation of a GenBank genome assembly.